CACAUCUUACACAGACACAAAGUACUCCAGGCAGAAGGAAUGGAUCCCCAAUUGUUGUGCUGUGAGGGGGACAGGCCUGUCAUCCGGAGGGCCUACCGGGACUCCAACUUGUUGAAUGACCGGGUCCUGCACGCUCUGUUGCGGGCAGAAGACAAGUACCUCCCCGCUGCCAACUACUUCAAAUGCGUGCAGAGAGAAAUAGUUCCGUACAUGAGGAGGAUAGUGGCUACCUGGAUGUUGGAGGUGUGUGAGGAGCAGAAAUGUGAGGAGGAAGUUUUCCCUCUGGCUAUGAACUACAUGGACCGCUUCCUAUCGGUGGAACCCACCAAGAAGAGCCACCUGCAGUUACUGGGAGCUGCCUGCAUGUUCCUGGCAUCCAAACUGAAGGAAACGAUCCCACUCACUGCGGAGAAACUCUGCAUCUACACUGACAACUCUAUCACACCUACCCAGCUGCUGCAAUCAGAGCUGCUGGUUUUGAACAAGCUGAAGUGGGACCUGGCUUCAGUGACUCCUCUCGACUUCAUUGACCACUUUCUGUCUCAGCUGGCAGUCAGGAGAGAGAACAGGCCCAUACUCAGGAAGCACGCUCAGACCUUUGUGGCUCUGUGUGCCACAGAUGUAAAAUUUAUUGCCAGCCCUCCGUCCAUGGUAGCAGCAGGCAGCAUGGUGGCAGCAGUGGAGGGCCUGCAGAUGAGAAUGGUGGGCAAUGCCAUGAUGACUCAGAAACUGACGGAGCAGCUGGCACAGACCAUCAGGAGCGACCCGGACUGUCUCAGAGCGUGUCAGGAACAAAUCGAGUUGCUGCUGGAAACCAGCCUCAGACAGGCACAACAACCGCAACACUCGGUUACCAUGGAAACUAAGAACAUCAGCGAGGAGCAGGACCUCUCGACGACACCCACAGAUGUCCGAGACAUCAACAUCUGACUGAGGGCUGCCAGUAACGCUGCUGGAGAGAAAAGAGAAGCAGGUUGAACUGAUUAAGUGGACAAAUACAAAAACACACAUGGCUAUUUGACAUGGUGUGUGUUUUGGUGCGCUCACAAGUAACUGGACUCAACAGUGUAUCAGAACUGUUCACAUGAAGUCCACUAUGAACUGUGGCCGGGACCUGAAGAAGGUGCUGACACCUUCACGUACAGGACAUUGAAAACCUUAAGACUGGAAUUCAGCUAACACUAAAGGAAUGGCUGAUGUCUGUUAGGUGUGGCUGUGUCCUGUGGGACAGCUGGGUGCACCCACCAAUGUGUUGUUUCAAGGCCUCGAUGGCCACCGCCUCCUUAAUUGAAAGUGUAUUCUCAGAGACUGAUAACUAAUUAGUGCGUUUAGAUGUUCCUGGGCCUGUAUUUAUCAAACGUUAAAUAAAAAUGUAGAAAAGUCUUAGUCUGAAAGUGAACAAUAAGACAGAUUUAUCAAGUGACUCACUCCACUGACUGUGAAGUGUUGGAGCAAACUUUAAGAGAAGCUUUCGUAUGAUGACAUGGAAACUAAAUGUGGCUUAACAUCCUCUUAAAUGUUGCAUGAUGCAUUUGGAACGGCAUCAGGCUUAAUACAAGCCUAUUCAGUUUUCCUUUACAUUACAUGUUAUACAUAUUACCUAUACUGCAUUAAACAGUCAUUUUAAAACAUGUCUUAGAAAGAGUGUGCCCUUUUUAAGACACCUUUCUUGAUUGAGCAUUUUUAAGUCUUAAUAUAAAAAAAAAAAUAGCUUGUAUUUUAUUUAUCUUUCUUAGAUCAGUUUGAUACACAUGGGCCCUGGUCAACAUGUAAAGUGAGAAGUUGACCUGACAGAUGUCUUGUUUUUUAUAAAAGUGUGAUAUAGAUUGCAGGAUGAGCUGUGUUCACAUGAUGGACAACUGGCAAAAUUGAACAUCAUAUAUGAUUAUGUGUGAGGUUGACGUUCAUGAAUUGAGAGCCAGAACAGCACAUCUGUGGUAUGGAAACCAGCAUUAGAUCUAAUCACUUAGCACAAAGGUGCUAAACUGCCAAACUGAAACCACUGUUCUCAUGGGAUGCAGUGUAGUUCACAUCUUGCACCACUAGAGGGAAGUAAGGUGUUUGGGAUGCAGUAGCCACCACUCAUUCUCAAUUUUGGGUUGUCAAUGGAACUAAAUGGCAUCCAACUGCAGUAUGAUCAAGAGCAACAAUGUCUGACAUGACUUUCAUCUGGCCUGUGGCACACAUCACAGUGGCUUCCUGUAUGCAUCAGAAGCAAAAAAAAAAAGCCUGAUGAGGGAUUUUACAUGGUUAAGAGUUAUGAAAGAAGAAACUUCUUGCUUUCCACCUCAAGCAAAAGCUGAACAAUGCAAUGAUAUUUCCUAUCUUUAUCUGGGUACUUGAUUAUUAAUGACCUGUUUAUCAGACGGGACAAAAGGUAAAGUAAUAUAUCAGUUGUACUACUUUUAUUUUGCUUCUUAUAUUUAUUAUUACACAUCACUUGACUUCUGGAUUCAGCUGCUGUGAACGAGUUGGUGUUCCGACAUCGUGGUAUUACCCUCAUGACAAGUCUGUAUCAAGUUGAGCCCUAUGUUGCUGCUUUUGUGUCUGUCUUACAGCAGUUUAAAGAUUAAUUAAUUAAAGGAAAACUGAUAACACUG
This is a messenger RNA of Cottoperca gobio, 2600 nucleotides long. RefSeq names its product G1/S-specific cyclin-D1-like. The record is from RefSeq and is a predicted model, not a curated record. The transcript is spliced from 5 exons. Lineage: Eukaryota; Metazoa; Chordata; Actinopteri; Perciformes; Bovichtidae. Bases 40 to 930 code for a protein of 296 amino acids.